AUGCCAUUAUCAGACCAAUGGGCUGGUGCACUGGAGGUUAAGCUUAAACUUCCCUUAAAAGAAGGCCUGUUACUCCUGGGCCACCUAAUGGUGGUCACCUAUGGUAAGCCCAUACUGGAAACUCCAGAGAGCAUGAUAGGGCCCUGGACAGGGGAUGUGAAUGUUCCCUGAACUUACAAUCCCCUUUACUACACUCAAGCUGUGGUGAAGGGGCUGGUGUGACAUGGUUCAGGCCCAGUCACCAUCUUCCUAAGUGACUCCUCUGGAGAUUAUAUUCAGCAAGCAAAGUAACAGGCCUGCUUGUAUGUGAGCCAUAACAUUCCAUGAAAUAUGUCCCUCUAACUGAAUACCCUGGAGAUGGAUGACUGGAGUCACUACAUGUGUGAAGUCACCUGGCAAACCCCUGGUGGUAACAAAGUGGUAAAAGAUAAGAUUACUGAAUUCCAUGUCCAGAAAGUCUCUGUCUUCAAACCCACAGUGAUAACUGGCAGUGAUUUUGGCUUCAUGGUGCAAGGAAUGAGAAUUAGCUUUCAAGGCCAGGUUUGGGGUUCUCCCCUCAGUCAUGUUUGGUAUAAGGAGCAAGCUAAUAACCAGGAACCCAUCAAAGUAGCAGCUUUAAGUAACUUACUCUUCAAGCCUGCAGUGGUGGCUGACUUGGGCUCCUAUUUCUGUAUUGCAAAGGGCCAGGUUGGCUCUGAGCAGCACAGCAACAUUGUGAAGUUUGUGGUUAAAGGUGACCAGCCUUCUUUCCUGGUGAGCAUCUUAUCAGAUCACCUUGAACCACAGAUACCUCAAAACAUGCCCCUAUGCCAGAGAACGGCUGAAGGAGUAGGGUCCCAGGUAGACAAUGUUUGUACAAUAACAAAUUUAAAAAUUGAGUACUGGAAUCAACAGGGAUAG
Molecule: messenger RNA, 900 nt
Organism: Carlito syrichta (Philippine tarsier)
Lineage: Eukaryota; Metazoa; Chordata; Mammalia; Primates; Tarsiidae
Gene: VSIG4
Product: V-set and immunoglobulin domain containing 4
Biological process (GO): negative regulation of macrophage activation; negative regulation of interleukin-2 production; negative regulation of complement activation, alternative pathway
Molecular function (GO): complement component C3b binding
Source: RefSeq, a predicted model, not a curated record